AUGAGCCAGAGAGUGAGCGAUCUUGAGAACGCCUGCUGCGCUCUCCGCGAGGACAACUCCAAGCUUAAGGCGAAAGUUUUGGACCUGGAGAACCGAAGCAGACGUCAAAAUAUACGAAUUCUCGGGUUGACGGAAUCUACUGAAGGAGCUCGUCCUACAGACUUUUUCCCACUGUGGCUCCAAGAAGUGUUUGGGAAAGAUAUUCUCCCUUCCCCACCGGAGAUUGACAGGGCGCACCGCACGCUAAACGCUAAACCAGGCCCGGGAGAGCGACCGCGGCCGGUCAUUAUGCGACUGCAUCGAUUCCAAACGAAGGAACUUAUCAUCAGAGAAGCACGCCGUAAAGGGAUGUUUGACUACCGUGGCCAAAGGAUUCGGAUCGUUGAAGACUACAGUGCUGAAGUUGUGUCUCAGCGAGCGCAAUACAGAGACGUAAUGGCGGAACUUUACAAGCAGGGAAUGAAGCCAGCUCUGCUCUUCCCAGCCCGACUCCGCAUCACUCUGCCGAGCGGAAACAAGAAGUGGAUGAGCAGUGUGGAAGAGGCGCAACAGUACAUUGACGACCAGACCCAUCGGAGAAUGAGACAAACAUAA
Molecule: messenger RNA, 594 nt
Organism: Knipowitschia caucasica
Lineage: Eukaryota; Metazoa; Chordata; Actinopteri; Gobiiformes; Gobiidae
Source: the annotation of a GenBank genome assembly